GCUGUUUUGACCUUCCCCAUUAUAGCCUAUGGGCGAACGUUGAAACAGCGUCGAAACGGCAAAACGUUUCAGCAUGUCCCGUUUUGUUUUGAGGCUGUUUUGACCAUAUCUGUUUCAUUUUGAUUUUGCUGUUUCAACCUCGAAAUAGGUUGAAACAGCGUUGAAACAAAACUGGUGGCAAAAUUUUGCAUCGCCUUAUAAUUAAAUCCCCUCUCGGUCUUCUCUUAUCCAGACAAAAUAAUCCCAGUUACCUUAGUCUCUCAUCAUAAAUCAUGUUCCCCAUCCCUCUAUUUGCAUUGCACUCUCUAUCGUUCACAUCCUUUUCAUAGUGGGGGACCCAAAUCUGGACACAGUACUCCAGAUGCGGCCUCACCAGUGCCAAAGGGGCCAAAGGGGAAUAUUUCCUAUUGGUGCAGCUGACCUUUUCAUCCCCGCACAUGGCAUGAGGCUGAGUCGUAUGCAACCUGGAGACAGGGAGAUGGAGAUGCGAGUAACUAGGAUCUCCCUACCCUGUGGCUGGCUCAGAAAUGGUCAUAACUUGGGGAAGCGAGACCCACCCUACACCUCUCUGAGUCAGUUCAUCCUACUGCCCAAGGGGUGCCUGGAUCAGUGCCAGUACCUCUAAAGGAGACAGGCCCCCUGCUUCAGUUUUCAGCUCUUUCAGAAGCCAGAAAAUCUUCAAGCCUGAUUCUGAUCCCAUGACUUACAACUUAUGUACAAGUGGCAGUGGACUGGGACAAGCUGAUAGCAACAGCUGUUGGCAUGUGGGGAGGGCAGAUAAGAGCACGGGUGCAAUGAUGCUAUCUAUGUAGAGGCAGGGGUGUGGUGGGGUGGUACUAAAGGCCCAUCUACAUAGAGCUGGAUGCAGAUUUGUCCAAAGGGGAACAGGAGAAGGGCUGAAAAGCAGAAAGGGGGAAGGACUGAGAGAAAGAAGGCUCCUGGAGGAGGUGAAGUCAGUGAGAAAAGGGAGAGGAGUCAUCAGUAGGUAAGUAAACAACUUUAGUCACUCUCUUUCCUGAGGGUAUCUGAGCUAGUUCAGAUCUCAGGUCUGUUACCUCCGGGUGGAUCUUCCCACAAAGAAGCCAUCUUUUUUCCUUGCCGGGCAAGAAAUAUCUUCAGAGGGCAUCCCCCUGGGGUAAGUGACAGGAGAUCUGUGCUUGGGAUGUGGUAGCAAGAUGCUGUGAGUUAAGAGUGAGGGGCACUGGCAAAGAUUGUGUGUGCGGGGCUCUUGGAUCACAGAAUGAGAUAGCAGGGGCCUGUGGGGAGGACAGGGGAGAAGAACAGGAAUGGAGUUGGGUGGUCUGAGGACAUUAGGCAAAGUUUUGAUGGUUGGAAAAUGCUUUCUCCCAUAAUCCUUGUCUUCCAGCCACAGGCAGCAAUGACACGUUCCAAGCCUGCCCCGGUAGACCACAUCUUCAGCAGCCAUGAUGGGGACAUCAUCGUCCGCUCUGACCUUGGUUGCUACCUGCUCCUUUCUGCCCUCCCCACCUCACCAUGCCUCAAGAUGCACCUCUUGCACCCCUCCCUUUGUGGUGGGGACCACUACUUCGGCUCCCGUUGGCACUCCUCCCUAUAUGUUAUCCAUGGCAAUACGUAUGUGGAGGCCACAGACCUGAGUGAGGGGCCAGUCACGCAGGCCCAACAGCUCCACCCCACAUGCCGUGGGGGGCACCAGUACUUUGCCAUCCCUGAAGGGUUCCUCAUUGCCUUCCCAGAUACUGUGCGGCUUGUGAAGAACCUGAGAACUGGGCAGCAAGCUGCUGACCAGGCUCUGAAGCUGCCCCAGCGACCUGAAGAACAUGGAGUCCUAAGUUAUCUUUACUGGUAUGUCCCGGACUACGUCAACAACAGCUUCUUCUCUUUCCACCCACGCGUGAUGGACUUCUUCCCUGGGGAACUCGGCCAAGCCCAAGGCACCUGGGAGGUCAUUAAGACCCUCCACAAGAACUCUAACUCCCUCAUCAGCCAGUCUUUCAAGCCACAGGCAGCAAUGCCACCCUCCAAGACUGCCCCUGUAGUCCACAUCUUCAGCAGCCGUGAUGGGGACAUCAUCGUCCGCUCUGACCUUGGUUGCUACCUGCUCCUUUCUGCCCUUCCCACUUCACCCUGUAUCAAGAUGCAACCCUUGCACCCAUCCCUUCAUGGUGGGGACUACUACUUUGGCUCCCGUUGGCACUCCUCCCUAUAUGUUAUCCAUGGCAAUACGUAUGUGGAGGCCACAGACCUGAGUGAGGGGCCAGUCACGCAGGCCCAACAGCUCCACCCCACAUGCCGUGGGGGGCACCAGUACUUUGCCAUCCCUGAAGGGUUCCUCAUUGCCUUCCCAGAUACUGUGCGGCUUGUGAAGAACCUGAGAACUGGGCAGCAAGCUGCUGACCAGGCUCUGAAGCUGCCCCAGCGACCUGAAGAACAUGGAGUCCUAAGUUAUCUUUACUGGUAUGUCCCGGACUACGUCAACAACAGCUUCUUGUCUUUGUACCCAGACGUGAAGGACUUCCUCCCUGGGGGACUCGGCCAAGCCCAAGGCACCUGGGAGCUCAUUAAGACCCUCCACAAUAACUCUAACUCCCUCAUCAGCCAGUCUUUCAAGCCACAGGCAGCAAUGCCACCCUCCAAGACUGCCCCUGUAGUCCACAUCUUCAGCAGCCGUGAUGGGGACAUCAUCGUCCGCUCUGACCUUGGUUGCUACCUGCUCCUUUCUGCCCUUCCCACUUCACCCUGUAUCAAGAUGCAACCCUUGCACCCAUCCCUUCAUGGUGGGGACUACUACUUUGGCUCCCGUUGGCACUCCUCCCUAUAUGUUAUCCAUGGCAAUACGUAUGUGGAGGCCACAGACCUGAGUGAGGGGCCAGUCACGCAGGCCCAACAGCUCCAUCCCACAUGCCUUGGGGGGCACCGGUACUUUGCCAUCCCUGAAGGGUUCCUCAUUGCCUUCCCAGAUACUGUGCGGCUUGUGAAGAACCUGAGAAUUGGGCAGCAAGCUGCUGACCAGCCUCUGAAACUGCCCCAGCGACCCGAAGAACAUGGAGUCCUAAGUUAUCUUUACUGGUAUGUCCCGGACUACGUCAACAACAGCUUCUUGUCUUUGUACCCAGACGUGAAGGACUUCCUCCCUGGGGGACUCGGCCAAGCCCAAGGCACCUGGGAGCUCAUUAAGACCCUCCACAAUAACUCUAACUCCCUCAUCAGCCAGUCUUUCAAGGUACUCUGCAAGAUGGGCUUCGCACAAGAGAUAUUGGCCAAAGUUGGGCAUGACUGGAACAUUUCUUUGCCAGGUUGUGAUGAGCCAGAAGCCCUGGGCAUGAUUCUGGCCAAAGCCCAGUUCUCCUUGCCGGCUCAGUACGGUGGGUUGGGGCUCAACACAGAGCAAGAAGACUGGCCCCACCUUAGGGAGGAGGAAAAGAUCCUCAAGCUUUCACUGAAACCCCGACAGAAGGCCUACAUAUGGCAGUAUCAGCUUAGCCUGGACAACAAAAUCAUUUUGUUCUGUCAUGAUCUCCAGGUGACCCACGAUCCCAGAGCACCAUUGGAGGUGCCCCUGUCUUCUUCAUCUUCUUAGCCCCACCCUAGGACCUCUUGGUGUGGCUUGAGCAACAUUAAGCUGUGCUGUGUGAGAAGUAACACCUGUUGGUCAUAACUUGACAAUUAGUCCUUGAGAAGCAAGCCUGGGAAUCAGAUCCUUUUGGGUUCUUUGGGAAGAGAAAAGGUCUUUGAGUGCAGGAGGAACCUUUUCCUGCUACACAUAAGUGGCCUUUCAGCUGCAAUCAUUGCUAACUUGCACCCUUUGCACUGUCAUGGUUUGGAAAGCCAAUAAGGAGGAGUUGGAGGUCACGUCAGAACCAGAAAAUUGCCACACAUUGACCCUAAGACUGGGUUAUCUUUUAUCAGACAUGGACAGUGUGUCCUGGACUCUGAAUAUCCCACUGUGGUUAUUACUAUUACUUGCAGGGCUAUGUGACUGUGAAGCUCAGCUAGAACUGAAUUAAAUGACUUCUUGGCUCCGCUUGCUUCCUGGGGGCACAUGCACUGGGCCAGGAACAAGGAGAUGCGUGAGUUCUCAAACUACUUCUGUCUGGUUGUGGUGUAGUUUGUGCUCCUUUGCGUAGAGGUCACAGGCAUUGAAACUGGCACUCUGAACACAAAAGCAGCCCCCCUGCUCCAAAUCCCACCCAGGCUGCUUCUCAAAUAAGGCUACAGUUUCAAGCUGGAGAAGAUAACAAUGCUCGUUUCUGUUAGCUCUGCCUGUCUGUACCAUAGCAAGUGGGACAGGGUUUGAACCUGCAUUUCUACCACAGCUGGCACAAUGAGCCCCUAGACUAGGUCUUUGUUACCAUAAUGCAAAUCAUAUUGAAAAAUGAUGACAGGGAGGAUUGAAGCCCUAAGCUAAAGACAUUGGUAGAGGACUGAUGUGUUGCAAGCAUUUAAACAAGGCACCUGCCAGUUCCAAGCCAUCCAAAACUGAAACCAGCUUUCACCCUCAGGAAAAGCAGAAUCACUGGAUGGCCUUGAAAAUCCCCAAUGUGCGAUGGUAAAUCCUGAGAUUAUAUUCACUUUUGAAAACCCCGGAUCAUCAUUAAAUAUCUCCAGACUGCAUUUUUACAUCAGCCAGUUGUGUUUGAAAGUCCUGUGGAUGGGACUGAUGAGCCCAACAUUGUAUUGGGCAAGUGAGACUUUUGUGUGUCAAUCAUUAGAUUGUGUUUGCAAAUUGUGAGAUAUUAAAAACAAAGCAAAUCAAAAUAAAAAGACACAUUGGUUUUGG
This is a messenger RNA of Alligator sinensis (Chinese alligator), 4759 nucleotides long. RefSeq lists its product as uncharacterized. The transcript has 3 exons. The record is from RefSeq and is a predicted model, not a curated record. Bases 1337 to 3559 code for a protein of 740 amino acids. Lineage: Eukaryota; Metazoa; Chordata; Crocodylia; Alligatoridae.